Messenger RNA from Rhododendron vialii, 2283 nucleotides. Its product is annotated as small ribosomal subunit protein mS86 (rPPR1). The record is from RefSeq and is a predicted model, not a curated record. Gene Ontology annotation, molecular function: protein binding. Lineage: Eukaryota; Viridiplantae; Streptophyta; Magnoliopsida; Ericales; Ericaceae. The transcript is spliced from 2 exons. Bases 51 to 1244 code for a protein of 397 amino acids.
ACUGGCAAUCUAGCAUUCAGAAUCUCUCUCUCUCUCUCUCUCUGUGAACCAUGGCUUCUCUCUCCAAGCUCCGCCUCCCCACACCCCACCGCCGCCCUUUCUCCUCUUCCUCCAUCCUAAACCCAGACUCCAAAACCCCACUCAGCUCAAAACAGAAGUCCCGCGCCGCCCUCGCCCUCGUCAAAUCCGAAAAAAACCCGGAACGCAUCCUCGACAUCUGCCGCGCCGCCUCCCUCACCCCGUCCUCCCACCUCGACCGCAUCGCCUUCUCCCUGGCCAUCUCCCGCCUCGCCGACUCUAACUACUUCCACGGCAUCCGCCUCUUCCUCGAAGAACUCAAGACCCGACCCGACUUGAAAACGGAGCGCUUCAUGGCCCACGCCAUCGUCCUCUACGGCCAGGCCAAACUCAUCGACGAUGCCGUCCAAACCUUCGUUAAGAUGCCCGACCUGGGUGUGGAGCGGACCGUCAAGUCGCUCAAUGCUUUGCUGUUCUCCUGCCUCGUGGCCAAGGAUUAUAGCGAGGUAAAGCGUGUUUAUCUUGAAUUUCCGAGAAAGUAUGGGAUUGAUUUGAACUUGGACAGUUAUAAUACGGUUAUUAAGGCCUUUAGCGAGUCGGGUUUGACGAGCUCGGUGUACUCGUUGCUGGGGGAGAUGGAUAGGAAGCGUUGCAAGCCGAACGCGACGUCCUUCGGGACGAUGAUUGCGGGGUUUUAUAAGGAGGAGAAGUAUGAGGAUGUUGGGAAGGUUCUGGAUUUGAUGAAUAAGUACGAUAUGCUACCGGGGAUUAGUACGUAUAAUAUAAGGAUUCAUAGUUUGUGUAAGUUGGGGAAGUCUGUUGAGGCGAAGGCUUUGCUCGACGGGAUGUUGUCGAGGGGGAUGCAGCCGAAUUCGGUUACGUAUUGCCAUUUGAUUCACGGUUUUUGUAAGGAAGGGAGGUUGGAUGAAGGGAAGAGUUUGUUUAAGAAGAUGGUGGAUAGGGGGUGUAAACCUGAUAGUGACUGUUAUUUUACUCUGGUUCACUUUUUGUGCCGGGGAGAGGAUUUUGAGGCCGCGUUGGAGCUUUGUAAAGAGAGUAUGAAGAAGGGUUGGGUUCCUAAUUUCUCGACCAUGAAGUUACUUGUGAAUGGGCUUGCGAACGUUUCGAAGAUUGAUGAGGCACGGGAACUCGUCGGGCAAAUGAAGGAGAAGUUCUCGAAAUCUGCUGACAUGUGGAGUCAAGUUGAAGAGGGUUUACCCAAGUAGAGAAGACAAACAUUCGCGGCAGCUUCUUGUAUAUGAGCUCAGACUUAUGCGAUCAAAAGUCGGCACAUAAGGGCUAGCAUGAGGUUUACAUCUAUGAAUUGUAUUUUGUAUGCUUGGCUUGGAGAGAGAGAUUGGAAUGGUUUUUCUUAAAGCUAGCUUUGUAACUCUUCUUAGAGGACACUAAUGCCUUGAGCUUGUGGUUUGCAAGAUUUGACAUCAUAGGGCAUUGGUAGGGGGAGCACAUUCAUUCAAUAACUGAAGCAUAAGACUCGAGGCCACGGUUUAUAGUACAGUUUUCCCUACUUCCCUUCAUCUUGUGGCAAAAUGGAGAGUGUGUAAGUUGAAGAAUCUGUGGAGGCAAAUGUUUUGCUUGAUGGGAUGUUGUCAAGGGUAAUGAAGCCGAUUUCGGUUGUGCAAUUGUCAUUUGAUUCAUGGGUUUUGUAGGGAAGGGAAAUUGGAUGAAGUGAAGAGUUCGUUAAAGAAAAUGGUGAGUAGUGGAUGCAAACCGGAUAGUGACGAUUAUUUUACUCUGGUUUGCUUCUUAUACCAAGGUGGGGAGUUUGAGACUGCGUUGGUGAGUUGUAAGGAGAGUAUGGAAAAGGGUUGGGUUCCUAUUUUCUCGACCAUGAAGUCCCUUGUGAAUGGGCUUGCAAGCAUUUCAAAGAUUGAUGAGACACGGGAACUUCUCGAGCAAAUAAAGGUGAAAUUUGCCAAAUCUGCCGACAUGUGUAGCCAAGUAGAAGAAGGUUUGCCUAAGUAGAGAAGACAAACAUCUCAUUUGACAAUCAUUAGGACGAAGGCCACAUGAAUGAUACUGGACAUUAGAUGGAUAUUUGUAGAAAAUGGAAUCUCCAGAGAGAUACCAUCCUGCAUUUCAGAUGCUGAAUUUGUUGAACUACCUGAAAGGCUGAAAUAUGUUGUUCCGAUAUUUUAUUAGUGGAGAUGUUCGUUUUCGUUGGAUAAAGCAACUUUCGAUCUAUUUCCUUAUCAUACAUUGCUCAACUUGCUUUGGUCUGGUUUGUUUCCCUGGAAGUGCUUU